Messenger RNA from Manduca sexta (tobacco hornworm), 1865 nucleotides. RefSeq names its product juvenile hormone esterase. The record is from RefSeq and is a predicted model, not a curated record. Lineage: Eukaryota; Metazoa; Arthropoda; Insecta; Lepidoptera; Sphingidae. Bases 49 to 1356 code for a protein of 435 amino acids. The transcript is spliced from 3 exons.
AUAGUUGCUAUAUUAUAGUAGUAUCGAAUAUAGUUUCAAACGAACAAGAUGUAUGUUAGGCCGCUAAUCAUAUGUGUUGUACUAGUAAAUGUGCAGAGUCAAGGAAUUCAAGAGACGAGAAUAGUAAACAUAGACCAAGGACCGGUGCGAGGAUUCAAGAAACCAGGGGCUGGAUACUAUUCGUUUUACAACAUGCCCUACGCAACUAUCAGGGAAAGAUUUAAGGCCGCCUCUCCGCCACCCACAUGGACAACACCUUUCGAUGCCGUAGAUCGGGGCAUCAUUUGCCCUCAGGCCUUUGUGCCAUACGUCAACUCAGCCAACAGGACCAUGCAAGAAGAUUGCCUUGUCAUAAAUGUGUUCGUUCCUGAAACAAAUGAGACAAAUCUCCCUGUCCUUGUUGACGUACAUGGUGGAGCCUUCCAUGCUGGAUUAGGAGACGCAUUUACUUACAAUAAAUUUGCUACAUUAAAAAAUGUAAUUGUAGUCACCUACAACUACCGCGUUGGCAUACUAGGCUUCAUAUGCAUGGGCACGGAGAAUAUUCCGGGUAAUGCUGGCAUGAAAGAUGUAGUUACGGGGCUUCGGUGGGUGCAGCGAAACAUUGCAAGCUUCGGAGGAAACCCUAAUGAUGUAACUCUAACUGGAUGUAGCGCUGGUGGUACGGCAAUUGAUCUACUAAUCUUGUCGAAUUCAACGAAAGGACUAUUCAAAAGAGUUAUAACCGACAGUGGAUCAAAUCUCGCUGCGUAUGCAAUACAACCAGAUCCAAUCGAAAUGGCGAAACAAGACGCUAUGCUAUAUAAUUUCACAGAUGUCGAUAAUUUAGAUGCUCUGGAGCAGUUUUUCUUGACUGAACCAUAUGAAACAUUUACAAGGACAAGUUCUAACUGUGGACCAUGUGUAGAAAAAGAUUUAGGACAAGAAAUGUUUUUACAUGAAGCUCCAUACACAAUUUUGAACAGAGGAGAUUUCAUUAAAUACCCCACUAUGUACGGGUUAACUGAUAUGGAAGGACUAUUCUAUUUUAACAGAUUUGAGGAAUUAAGUCAGCAGAUGGAUAGCAACUUUUCAAAUUUUCUGCCAAACGAUUUGCAGUUUAGCAGCGAGGGGGAGAGACAACGCGUAGCUGAAUCUGUGAAGUAUUUUUACUUUGGGAAUGGAUCUGUUUCGGGUAAUUUAAAAGCCUUUGUGGACUAUCAGUCUGAUGUUGUUUUUGUAUACUCUAUUUUGCGAACCGUUCAAUUAAAUGUACAUGUUGGACACAGAGAGUUGUAUCUGUAUGAGUACUCUUAUUAUGACGAUGGAUCUUUGGGGAGCCCCUCAUUGUGCCCAAGCGAGAGCUGUGAGGGAUGAAGACGAAACCAACCUUACAGAGAAUUACAUGAGAAUUAAGACUUUAAUGAGAGAAUUUUGGUAUAACUUCAUGAUAGCUGGAAAUCCAGUAAUCAACGCGAGUCCUGUCCCCUCAUGGCCUAUAGUAGGUCAAAACCGAUCUCCACAUCUGUCCGUGGGUCGAAGCAUAGAGCUUCGUGGUACACUAAUGCAGGAACGAGCACAAUUUUGGGAUGCGAUAUAUGAGCGACACUACAGAUUGCCAGUACCACCUAGCCGAGACUCCGCAUCCUUACUGGCACCAAGAAAUUCAGUAUCAGUAACGAUUCUGUUAAUUAUUUUUAAUCUCUUGUAGAUUUAUUAACGUGAAUUAUUGCUUAUUGAGUAAUUUAAUAUACAUGUAUAUAUUAUAUCUAGUUUAUGAGUAUACACUUAUAAUGUGUGUAAAUUGUAUCCAAAAUAACUUUUUAUUUAUCUAGUAUCCUAUUGGAUUUUAAUUAAGGGCUUUUCAUUAAAAUUAUGAAAUCGUA